Molecule: messenger RNA, 1744 nt
Organism: Neocloeon triangulifer
Lineage: Eukaryota; Metazoa; Arthropoda; Insecta; Ephemeroptera; Baetidae
Gene: Sqor
Product: sulfide:quinone oxidoreductase, mitochondrial
Exons: 8
Coding region: 69-1412 (447 amino acids)
Cellular component (GO): mitochondrion
Molecular function (GO): FAD binding; sulfide:quinone oxidoreductase activity
Source: RefSeq, a predicted model, not a curated record
GAUCGCAGUACAAAUUUUUCUCUCCGCCCGUCGACCUUCUCUUUUAGUUGAAUUUUGAAUUUGGCACGAUGAGAUGCCUCGACAGGCCUGUCCUGCGAAUCAUCAAAGUUAACAAAUUCAAAGUUUCGUCUGAGGCGAACUUUGCGACCUCCGGCCAAUCUCGCCAAGAUAUCAAAUGUGAUCUCCUCGUUGUCGGAGGCGGCGCAGGUGGUUGUUCGAUGGCCGCAAAAUUCGCUUCCAAACUUGGCAAGAACAAAGUUGUGAUCGUCGAGCCAAAAGAUGUUCAUUACUACCAGCCCAUGUGGACGUUGGUCGGCGGCGGAAUGAAAACUCUGGCCGACAGUGGCCGUGCCAUGGCCUCGGUCCUUCCCUCGGACGCACACUGGGUCAAGGACCAAGUCGCGGAAUUCAGUCCAAAGACCAACUCGGUCAGGACCAAAGGCGGAGACUCGAUUCAGUACAAUUUCAUGCUGGUCGCCGUCGGACUCAAGUUGGACUUCCACAAAAUCAAGGGCUUGGAGGAUGCUUUGGCCAAAGAUCCAAGAGUGUGUUCCAACUACUCACCUUUGUAUGUGGACAAGACCUUCAAGGCCUUGCAGAACUUCCAAGGCGGACCCGCCUUGUUCACUUUUCCCAACACUCCGAUCAAAUGUGCAGGAGCACCUCAGAAGGUUAUGUAUAUUUUCGAAGAGUAUCUUAGAAAGCAUGGAAAGCGGGACGCAGCAGAUAUAAAGUAUUAUACUUCUUUGGGAGUAAUUUUUGGUGUCAAGAAAUACGCUGCGGUUUUGCUGGAGCUGUGCAAGAAAAGAGGCAUCGAAGUUACUUUCCGACACAAUCUAAUCGAAGUCAAUUCCUCGGCUAGUGAGGCAACUUUUGAAAACUUGGACAAGCCUGGAGGGACUCUCACUCAAAAAUACUCAUUUCUGCAUGCGACUCCUGCGAUGAGCACUCCGGAAGUGCUUUCGAAGUGUGCUGACCUGGUUGACAAAGCUGGUUACUUGGAAGUGAGCAAGACCAACUUGCAGCAUGUCAGGUUUCCCAACAUUUUCGGAAUCGGAGACUGCACAAACGCUCCCACCUCAAAAACUGCGGCUGCCGUUGCUGGCCAGUGUGGUGUGGUCAAGAAGCACUUGGCCGCAGUGAUGGCAGGGAAGCCUCUGCCUUCGGUGGCCUACGACGGCUACACGUCCUGUCCGCUGGUGACUGGAUACAGUUCGUGCAUCUUGGCCGAAUUCGAUUACGAUGGCCAGCCCCUGGAAACGCUCCCUUUCGACCAAGGCAAAGAGAGGUGGUCCACUUUCUUCAUGAAGAAAACAAUCAUGCCGCAGUUGUAUUGGCACGCCAUGCUCAACGGAUACUGGGAAGGACCAAAGCUUUUCCGCAAAGCAUUCCACCUCGGAAUGGGAAAAUAAUCUGAAAGACUAAGAUUUGAACCAAUAGCCAUUCUCCAAGGAAAAAUCUAUAUUUAAUCUCAAAUGGUAGAGGAUAUAUAUUUUUAUUCUUCUUAUAUAAUUUUAAUUAAAAAUCACGCUGUGAGCAGCUGUGAGUUUUGUGAACACGCAAGCCAAGUAAUAUUGUGAUUGAAUUGGAAACAAAAAUUUAUAUUUUUAAAACUUCUAUUAUUGUCUAGUUUUAAAUUUUUAUUAAAAUUAUCACUUUUCAAUUAUAUAUUUUUUUCUUUUGUUAAAACAACCAAAAUCAAGACCACCGAGUAUAAUAAAGAAAAUAAAUAAAAAAUUAUAAA